AGUGAGUCAGUGUUAUAAAUAGUGUAAGCACACAUUCACAUACCUGAACUCAAAUAAAUAACACCUGCACACCUGGCUUGGAUCUGCUCAGCCAUUGACAGGUGCCUAGAGAAUAUCUCUGCCUGACUCAGAGGUGGAAUAGGACUUGUGCACUAUAAGCAUGAGAAGCAUGUGACCUUCCUUCAAUCAAAGCUGUAAUGAUCCCACGUGGGGAGACAAUGGAUCCGGGGGAGAGUGGAGAGCUUCUAGACCUCAGUUUCUUAACUGGAGAAGAGCAACUAAUGAUAGUACAGGUGCUAGAGCGAGACACAGAGCUGAAGGCCAAAGAAGAUCAGCGCAUAAACAAGCUGCGAUCAACUCUGUCAGACAAGAAAGCAUUCAAACGUCUGUCAGGGGAAUGGUUCUGUGAUGUGAGGGCUACACGUCCUUGGGGACAGACAGGUGGUAUUGACAUUGUGCAGGCAUCAAUUAGAAGGAAAAAAAAAGUCAGAGGUGAAUGUGAUGUAAACUGGGGUCAAGAUGAGAAUGGAGAGAGUGACGGACCAGAAGAAACAGAAACGUUGGCACCUGUGAGAAAAUUAUCCACGGAAUCCCUUCCAGAUCGGCUCUCCAGUGAUGCACAGGAUUGGAGCAGCUCAAAAGAGGAUGAGGGGGGAGACACAACAGAUGGGAAGAACAGUAUGGAAGAAAUAAACUUAUCUCCAGUAAAUGGCACAGUUUCAAGUGAAGAUACUAAUGGGGAAAGCCUGGAAGAAAAAGAACACCGGAACCUCAACCACAGCCCAUCAAUUCGACAGCUGGCAAAUAAUUCUCAAAUUUCUGGCAGUAUGAUGAGCCUGUUUAGCACAGGGGAAGUGCGAUCAGUUGACGUUCGUGGCUGUGUCCAGUUCUCUCUUCAAUACGAUCCCUCCAAGAAGGAGCUGAAUGUCUUAAUUAUUCAAUGCAGGGACCUGACACCCGCACAGAGCAAAACCUCCAAUCCGUAUAUAAAGUGUUAUUUGCUCCCUGAUAAAACUGCUCAGGGGAAGAGGAAAUCAAAGUUGAAAAAGAAGACUCUGGAACCGUUCUUUAAUGAGACCCUAAAAUACAAGGUGGAAUGGUCAGAGUUGCAAAGCAGAGUCCUCAAUCUGUCUGUGUGGCACAGGGGGUCACUGGGAAGAAACCUUUUUCUUGGUGAGGUGGAAGUGGAUCUUGUGUCCUGGGACUGGAGCAAAACUCAGCCAGCCUGGUACAAUCUCCAGCCAAGGACUCCCCUAUCUCCAGAAUUCCUUUGCAGUCGAGGUCGGCUUAGAGUUGCUGUGAAAUAUGUUCCACAAGGGGCAGAAGGCUUAGGGCUUCCUCCCACUGGUGAACUCCAUGUUUGGAUUAAGGAGGCACAGCAACUUGUACCUCACAAGGCUGGAAAUGUCAGCACUUUUGUAAAGUGCUUUGUGCUUCCCGAUUCCAGUCCAUCCAACAUACAGCGCACACGUGUGAUCCCACAUAGCUUGCAUCCAGUGUUUAACCACACCAUGGUGUAUGAUGGCUUCAGUGGAGAAGACCUCAAAGAAGCCUGUGUUGAAUGCAUCAUUUGGGACCAGGGUAAAAUAGGAAGUCGACCUCUUGGGGGCAUUCGCCUCAGCACCGGAAAAGGAAGCAGCUAUGAAAACAGUGUCAACUGGAUGGAUUCCACAGAAGAGGAGAAGGCAUUCUGGAAAUCAGUUAUAAAUAAUCCUGCGGAGUGGGCAGAGAUUGUGCUGCCACUAAGACAAAAUUUAACUUCACGUUGACUGAUUAAUACCAGUUAAAGAGGUGACCUACAAUGAAGAUUACCCCAGACAUAAAUCAUACAACCUAGGCUGAGGAUAGACCCUUACUCUGGGUUUGCUGAAAACUGUUACACAUAAUGCCAAGUGGAACCGUUUGUGAAUGAACUUGACCCUGCAAAAUAAAAGGGUUACCUGUA
Messenger RNA from Xenopus laevis (African clawed frog), 1945 nucleotides. It is a transcript of the gene sytl1.S, whose product is annotated as synaptotagmin like 1 S homeolog. Gene Ontology annotation, biological process: exocytosis; intracellular protein transport. Lineage: Eukaryota; Metazoa; Chordata; Amphibia; Anura; Pipidae. Bases 198 to 1769 code for a protein of 523 amino acids. The record is from RefSeq and is a predicted model, not a curated record. Gene Ontology annotation, molecular function: neurexin family protein binding; small GTPase binding. Gene Ontology annotation, cellular component: endomembrane system; exocytic vesicle; membrane. The transcript is spliced from 15 exons.